This is a messenger RNA of Musca vetustissima, 861 nucleotides long. RefSeq names its product chymotrypsin-2-like. The transcript has a single exon. Gene Ontology annotation, molecular function: serine-type endopeptidase activity. Lineage: Eukaryota; Metazoa; Arthropoda; Insecta; Diptera; Muscidae. The record is from RefSeq and is a predicted model, not a curated record. Gene Ontology annotation, biological process: proteolysis. Bases 1 to 861 code for a protein of 286 amino acids.
AUGAGGUCUUUCGUUAAUUUCACAACCAUAGCCUUUGUGGUUGCUAUGGUGUUGGCCAUCUCCCUUACGGAAGCCUUAAGAGUCCACCAGGGAUUUGCAGAUUUACCCCAAAAAGUGAAGCAGGUGGGGGACGACAAAGAACAGAAAAUUGAAUCCCGCAUUAUUGGCGGUGAGAUAGCUGCCGAAGGUUCAGCACCCUGGCAGGUUACCCUGCAAAAUCAAUAUGGCAAUCAUUUCUGUGGAGGAGUCAUCAUCGGAGAUAAACAUGUCCUGACCGCUGCAAGUUGCGUAGCUGGCCAGCAAAAACGUAACAUUAAGGUGAUCAUGAGUACCAAUGACUGGAUGGGUUUGGCUUGGCUUUACGAAGUUGCGGAAGUCUAUACCCAUUGCAAUUUCGAUAAGCCAUUGUAUCACAACGAUAUUGCUGUCCUCGAAUUGGCCACCUAUGUUGCCUAUGAUGAAAAGACCCAGAACAUUACCAUGGCCCAAUUGGAUGAUUUGAAAGAAGGUGAGGUGGUAACCAUGACCGGUUGGGGUAAUUGGGAGGUGGGUCAAACUUAUUUCCCAUCGGAUUUGAAGAAGUUGUCGGGCAAGGUGAUUAGCAAUGAAGAAUGCAAGCGUAUCUAUGGUAAAUAUGCCGAUGAUGUUGAUGAUGGUCAUAUCUGUGUCCAGCCACCUUAUGGUUCGGGUGCUUGCCAUGGUGACACUGGUGGUCCUUUGGUUGAUUCUAAGGGACGUUUGGUUGGCAUUGGUAACUGGGGUGUACCCUGUGGUCAUGGUUUCCCAGAUGUUUUUGCUAAGGUUUCAUUCUUUUACGAUUUUAUUCGUACCUCUAUUCAGGGUUGUGCUAUGGCUCCUUGA